UGGCGAAAGAAAAGAGAACACGUCAAUACAUUAUAUCUCUGUUGUCGGGUGAUAUACGCGUGCAUGCAGCGUAUAUGCGUACGGAGAUGUGUAUAUAGACUCUGAGCUCAGCGAUUCACCAUAUCCAAUUCUCUGAGAAGAAGCUGAGAAUGGUUGAUGAGCAAGAGAGAUUACUACCAAUCGCAAACGUGGGCCGUAUAAUGAAGGAAAUCCUGCCGCCGAGCGCCAAGAUCUCCAAGGAAGCCAAGCAGACAAUCCAAGAAUGCGCGACAGAGUUCAUAGGCUUCGUGACGGGUGAGGCGUCAGACAGGUGUCACAAGGAGAAUCGCAAGACGGUGAACGGCGACGACAUCUGUUGGGCUCUGAGCAAUCUAGGGUUUGACAACUACGCUGAAGCAAUGGCCAGGUACUUGCACAAAUAUAGGGAGUAUGAAAGAGAGAAAAAUAGAAGCAACAGCAGCAACAACAAUCAAACCCUAGCUACUUCAAGUGGAGAUAAUAAGGAUGAUGGAGAGCUACACUUAAGAAUUGAAGAGCAGCAAGUAAGGCAAGUUGAAACCCACCAAAGUCUUGCUCCUUUAGAGUUUCAAUUCAUUGACAAGGGCCAGAGUUCCACAUCUGAGCCAGCUUAAAGGUGAUGCUUCUUUUCUUUUCACAAUUCACAAAUGAAGAAGAUGAUGAAUGUACACAAGCUGAAAACAUAGAUUACACCACAAUGAUUUGACCAGACUAGUUUAGUUUGAUUGUGGGUAUUGAGAGUUUUUUCUUUAAAAGGUAACUCUGGAUUCUUUAGACAUCAAAUGUAACCUCAAGAACUUUAAGAACUUUUAGUGUACUUUUUGAAAUUUUCUUUUCCUCCCAUUUCUUCAAAUUUGUGCAGAUAUGAUAUGGUUUGCAUCACUGGAGUUUUAUUGGCAUGUUAUUGAGGGAUAUGGAUGUAUAUGGAGAAAGAAAAAAAUAAAUCUCUGUGAUCUCUCAUUUUUCAUAGUGUUUUACAGUGAUAUUCAUAGUAGAAGAUUUG
Molecule: messenger RNA, 1021 nt
Organism: Eucalyptus grandis
Lineage: Eukaryota; Viridiplantae; Streptophyta; Magnoliopsida; Myrtales; Myrtaceae
Product: nuclear transcription factor Y subunit B-4
Exons: 1
Coding region: 150-632 (160 amino acids)
Biological process (GO): regulation of transcription by RNA polymerase II
Cellular component (GO): CCAAT-binding factor complex
Molecular function (GO): protein heterodimerization activity; RNA polymerase II cis-regulatory region sequence-specific DNA binding; DNA-binding transcription activator activity, RNA polymerase II-specific
Source: RefSeq, a predicted model, not a curated record